UGGGUCGAGAUACCAAGAUGACCGGUAGCCCGGUCCAAUACCGGACCGGUCCGAUCCUGACAACUGAUCCCCCUUCUGUCGGCUAUAAAGCUAUCGGUGGAGGCCGAGGCGGAGACGGCGACGGACGGUGGCGGUGACCAAUGGCGACGGUGGGCUUUCUGGAAGACGAGAACCUCGAGGCGAUCAUCACCCGGAUCGAGCACAAGUCCCGCAAGAUCGAAAGCUUGCUUAAGCAAUCUAAGCCGGUGGAGGCGCUUAAGACGGCGUUGGAGGGUUCACUCUUGAAAACCAAAGAUGAGAGGUGCAAGUCGGCGAAUUGGAUAGUGGUGCAUCGGGCGAUCAUGGCUAUCAAGGAUGUGGAUGCGAUGUUCUCUUCCUUGGAUCCCGAGUAUUACGACAUUCUCAUGAAUUAUAAAGACAAACGCCUGGGUGCAAUGACUUAUGUGAAAGUGAACUACUGGGCACAUUUUGGCUGAAUAUGCACUGAAUGAAAUGCCAAUUACAAAUAGUGGUUGCUUGUAGCUCAUUUUGAAAUGAUUCUUGAUGUUUGGUGGGUUAAAGAUGCAUAUUAUGCUGGCGUAAGAGAUUUGGAGCAUAAUCACGAGCAGUGCUUAUCUUUAUGUCGAUGCUACACAUGAAGGUUGACUCAUAUAAGAGACUAAUAAAUGUUUUAUGUUGGAAUGUAGUCCCUGUAAGAAUAUUUCUCAUGUUGUGUUCUUGCUAUCAAGUAUGUCGGGAUGCCCAAUUUGAACUGUGGUGAGGAUUGCAAUAUCUGUAAAAUUUGUAACUGUAUGAGAAUACUAUUGAGCUAUGGGUCAAGUAGACUCAAACUAGUUGUUUUA
Messenger RNA from Musa acuminata subsp. malaccensis (wild Malaysian banana), 842 nucleotides. Its product is annotated as actin-related protein 2/3 complex subunit 5A. Gene Ontology annotation, biological process: Arp2/3 complex-mediated actin nucleation; regulation of actin filament polymerization. Lineage: Eukaryota; Viridiplantae; Streptophyta; Magnoliopsida; Zingiberales; Musaceae. Gene Ontology annotation, molecular function: actin filament binding. Gene Ontology annotation, cellular component: cytoplasm; actin cytoskeleton; Arp2/3 protein complex. The record is from RefSeq and is a predicted model, not a curated record.